AAGCGGGGUUGUUUGGCCCGGAAGCGAGGAGCGGGCGGCCAUGGGUUGCGACGGGGGCACCAUCCCCAAGCGGCACGAGCUGGUGAAGGGGCCGCGCAAGGUGGAGAAGGUUGACAAAAAUGCAGAAUUAGUAGCUCGGUGGUAUUACUGCGCUCUGAGUCAAGAAAAAUUAAGCAGACCAAUUGUAGCCUGUGAACUUGGGAGGCUAUAUAACAAAGAGGCCGUCAUUGAGUUUUUACUUGAUAAGUCAUCUGAUAAAGUUGUGGAAGCUGCGUCACACAUCAGGAGCAUUAAGAAUGUCACAGAGCUGAAUCUUACUGAUAAUCCUGCCUGGAAUGGUGAUAAAGGGAAUACAAAAGGGGAUAAGUAUAAUGACAUCCAGUGUGCAUGCUUUAUUUGCCCUGUGGUGGGCUUGGAAAUGAAUGGCAAGCACAGGUUUUGUUUCCUGCGGAAUUGUGGGUGCGUGUUCUCUGAACGUGCUCUUAAAGAAAUUAAAGCAGAUGUUUGCCACAAGUGUGGUGUUCCCUUUCAAGAAGAUGAUGUGAUUCUACUUAAUGGCAAUAAAGAUGACAUGGAAAAUCUGAAGAAGAGAAUGGAGGAUAGAAGACUUAAAAAUAAAUUGGGAAAGAAAUCGAAGAAAUGCAAGGCAGCAGAAUCAGUUUCUCAACAGGACGCCACUGAAGGUUCUCCCGGACCGUCCAAAGUAAAGAAUGUAAAUGAUGACCUGAAAUCUAGUUCUGGAGAAAAGAAACAGAUUAUAUUCACCAAAGGCACAGAGGCUAUUGGAAGUUCAUCAACUGUGCCAGGAAAAGCUGCUUCAUCUGGUACCACCAAGAGAUGUAUCACGGAGAGGGAGGAUAAAUCGGAGGCAUACAAAUCUAUUUUUACAUCACACAGCUCAGCAAAACGCUCCAAGGAAGAAUCUUCCAAUUGGAUUACUCACACAGCAUACUAUUUCUGAAACAAUACUCUGCAUGAUUGUAACAGGCAGUUCCGCUUUCCUUCCUUAGGCUUUUUUCUGGAAAACUGAUACAGUGUAUUCAUUUAUAAUCAGAUGUUAUUUGGAAUUACUCAAUUUGCAAGUUGUUUAUAACUUUCUGAAUAGCCAAUACACUUUGCUUCCCUGUAGAUACUGUUAGGUAAGAAGAAGAUGGCAGUCAUCCUUGUCCUAAUAAAAUCAGGAAGUCUUUGUAAAUUCAAAAUUCUGCAGGCUCAUUCUGUCAUCUUCAGUCACAAUGACUUGUGUCUUGCUCUUGGUUCCAGUGUAAGUGAAGGGCACAGUUAAAAAUACACUUUUCUGUGCUAUCAAUUUUAGCUGAAACUGUCAUUGCACUUUUGUUUGGAUUCAGUAAGAAGGCUGAACUUUUUUUGUAACUACCUAACAUUGCUUACAACCAAUAAAAGAACAAUGAGACUGCCAUAUGACUCCAGGACAGACACUGAAAGUGCUCUACAGAACCAAGAAAAGGGAAAAACAUGCUGGUUAUGAGGGUUAAAUUAGCUAAGGUAUGAAAAAGCAAUCUUAGAAGUAAAGAGAGAUAUUUUUUUACAAGAACUGUCUGUUCCAUUUAUCUGAAAAAUAUAAAGAUCUUAGCAAAAUGCAUGGAUUAGCAGACAAAACGGCCAUAGUUUUGGAGUCCUGACCCACCAAAGCAAGUAGGGCAAAUCACUAUGUCUGUGUAUUUGUAAAAUGGGAUUAAGACCUCCUUUUCUAAAAAUGCUUUGGCAUCUACUGAUGGAAAAAUCUAUAAAAGAUGGGUAUCGUGGCUAGCACCAUCUGGUUAAAGCCCAUUUAUGAUUCUAGCACAUGAAAAUGCAGAUCAUGGGUCCAUACACACAUUGAAAGAACAGUGAUUCUGGUACAAGGGUUUGGAUGGAAGUGCAGACAAUCGCAGAGCACUCCUUGGGCCAAUUGCUAACACAAUCAGUUUUUGAAAAUGUAUUUGUGUGCAAAGUAGAUUCUGCAGUUUGGCCCAUUUGCUGGUUUUCGUAUCAAAAUCUAAGACUUAAGCAAAAUUAAGGAGUUUGCUUUUAUGUAUUUUAAAUGUUUUCUGUGCUGAAUAGCAGCUGUUCACAGUGACUGCCUAAGGAAGGUGGGGAGGGGAGGGAGUAAUUGGAUCUGAAAACUUCAAGGUCUCUUCCCAGCUGUUUUUCUGACAGUGCUAAUUUCAUUCUUUCAAUGCAGUUUAAUUGAGGGUAGUUUAGACUGUGGAAGAGCAGGCUCUGCAUUUCAAUGCAUAUUCUGGUUCUUCCUUGGAAGUGCAUGCAGGAGUGUUUGGAGGAUUUUUCUAUCAUAGGACGAAUCUCAGAACUCAUCCAUGGGUGGAAGGGAUAAAAAGCUGUGGGCUAAAUUUUUGGAGAGUUUCCAAAAAACUUAAAUUUGUGAAGGCAAAUAUUUCCUUUGUAUUAUAGUGUUAUAUGUCCAAAUGCCAUUCACAGGCAGGCUUUUGUGUGCGCAAACAGUUGUGCCCACAUACUCUAGUAUGCUUUGAUAAAGACCAUUUUAAACCUGGGCCCUGUAUUUCUGUCCGUGGAAUGAUUCUCUUUCUUUAUGCAUACUGGUUCGCAGUAAGUGAAAUGUGCUGCCUUCAAAACAGCUCCAUAACCCAUGAUGCUAGAUUCCUAGCCGUAGACUAUUAAAACACAAUGAACAUUUUGGGGGUUUUAAAUUGAGGUAAGUCUCAAAACUUAUAUAUAAGGGUGUUUCAGAAAGUAACGGUAAUUUUGAAAUAAAACUGAUUUUGCAUGUAGUGAUGGUUUACAGGAGCACAUUACUUCUCUACGUAGUUGCAAACAAUUGGCGCAUUCAACAGUGCCGCCAUCUGUGGUUCCCCCCUGUUGUGUAGUUUUUUCCUACUUUGCCAGACCAUACAGUGUGGGCAACCAUUUUGUCAUUACUUUCUGAAAUGCCCUUGGAGAUGAGACUGCUACUAUGCGGAGCAAGAAAUAGCAUCUUGCUCUUAUUUUUAUUAAGUCUCUCCGUGUAAUUUUGUUUGAAGAAAAGUGGUUGAUCAUGUCAUAUGACCACAGAUAUUCAUGUUAGCAUGCAUGGGGCACACUAUCCCAAUGCUUAUGAUGUUUGAAUUGAGCAAUGGUUAGUUUAUUGUGAGCUUUCCUUAGUCAAUAAUUCUGUUAUGUUAUGAGUCUCAAUUUAGACAGUAAUUACCUACAUAAAGUGAUCAAAGUAAAGUCUGGAAGCUUCCCCUUUUCCCCUCCCCCUCCCUUCACUACACAUUUUCACUAGCCUUGGUUCAAACUAACCAGGAUAGAAUUACAAUAAGUAGGAAGAUAUUUAAAGCUACUGCACAAUAUAACGUAGUUACUUUUGUAUGUUAAAAUGAUUAAUUAGUCUUGUAAUUUAUUUUGAAAAGUGUCUCCAUUUGUAAUCUGUAAUAGUUAAUUGGAAAUUCAGAUGAUUUGUUUAUGUUUGCACAGGUAGUCUUUCUGAUUCAUGUGUGUUGAAUGCAACUGCUGAUAUUUUCUUAUUAUUUUGAUAAGCAUAAUUAAGCAAUUGUUUCCACAGUUGGUUUGUCAUGGAAUUUUACAUGGUAAGCAUUUUUGUUUUCCAAAUAUAGGAUACAGUCUCGUAUUUUUUCGCAUCAAAACAGUUUGCAUUUCAGUUGAGCUUCAAUGAAUCACUUUGCUACAUUUGUCUAUGUGCUAGCAUGAGCUUUAUUCUUCCUGUAUUUUUUCUCUUCAUUAUUAUUCUCUUUAUUAUUUGGUAAGGGCAGACAGUAAGCUCAAUGCAGGAAAAGAUGCACAAUGACAGUCACUUCUCUUCUUUUGCAGUCUAAUUCUAUUUUGAGAGUGUGCACUUAACUCCUACUUUUUAUUUUAUUGGGCUGCAUUUCUUUUAUUUUUGGAACAUAUACCAGCCCCAUGAGAUUAUAGUUUAGUUCUUAUUUUAUUUGGUUAUUACGUAUUGCUUUGCUACCAUGUAAAAGAAUAUGAGCAUAAAUAUUUUAGAACUUGGA
This is a messenger RNA of Alligator mississippiensis (American alligator), 3974 nucleotides long. It is a transcript of the gene RTF2, whose product is annotated as replication termination factor 2. The transcript has 9 exons. Gene Ontology annotation, cellular component: nucleus. The coding region runs from base 41 to 961 and encodes 306 amino acids. The record is from RefSeq and is a predicted model, not a curated record. Gene Ontology annotation, biological process: mitotic DNA replication termination; site-specific DNA replication termination at RTS1 barrier. Lineage: Eukaryota; Metazoa; Chordata; Crocodylia; Alligatoridae.